UAGGCGGAACCAAGAUGGCAGCGCCUUGGUGGAAAAGGACGAGCUUCUCAUGUCGGGGACUGGAGCUGUGUGGGGCCGAGUUCGAAGCCGGAUACAGAGCUUCCCGGAGAGGCUGGCGACCUGUGGAGUCGAGGCAGCUGCGUAUGGGAAGUGUAUCCAGGCCGCCACGGCCCCCGGCGGGGACCUGAGGAGGAACCUCUGUGCCAAGGAGUUCGAGGCCCUACGGAAUUGCUUCCUGGCGGUUGCCAAGAAGACGUUGAACUGAGGCAUUAGGAUGGACUUUAAAUCACCAGAAUUUAUCUUCCAAUUGGUCCUUCCCAUCAGUAUGAGGUCAAAUACCAAUAUUAACUAUAGCACCAAGGCAUGGAAUACCUGAAGCUCUUAGAAGUAAAACAAGAGUGUUUUUUGUUUUGAGGAUGUUCUUAUGCCAUCUUACACAUAUUCAUACAUAUAUUACGUAUACAUACAUACACACAACCCUAACAGAAUUAGCUAGGAUGAUGGUAGAAGUUAUUCUGUAAACUUUUUGUAAAUAAAGAUUUUGGUUAGAGUGGAAGUGAAUUUAAUUAAAAGUAAAGUUUUGAGUUUAAAUAAGUUAUCUAAAUAUAUUUUGUGGCUUUGCUUUUCUGAGACUGUGCCAUGCCCAUAGAAAAUUUAAUAGCCCUCAGGAAACAAGAGCUGGUGAGUUAUCCACUUUUGUGUAAGGAUUUUAAGAACAAGAGAAAUGUUAGCCGUAGCCCUACAAAAUAAGCUCUUCUGUGUUUAAAAUUUUUUUUAUUAUGAACAUGGCUGUCAAACAUGAACAUUUCAAUAAUACAAAAUAAUGAGGAUUGUAUGUGAAAUGGAACUUUUUUGUUAUGGACAGUUUUUUAAAGAGUAAAUUUAAUUUAACACAAGAAGAAGAGAUGAGCAGGGAAAUUUUAUUUCCCCUUCCAAACUAACUUGUUUUUAAAAAGGUUUUCCUGAUUCUCUUUGCUUUUUUUUUGCAUCACUAUCGUUGCUCAUCAACUCUUCCCUCCUUGCCCACAAUAGAAGCCCUUCUAACAGAUGAGAAUGGUUAAGGAAAAACAAUACAGCCAGCUAUGAUGAAUCCAUCACUUGCCAAAUGGUAGGAAGCAUCACUCAUCAUCAACCUAAAGAAGUCAGAAUUGGUUAUUAAUCCAAGCUCUGAAAUCUCAAAAAGCUGUUUUAUAUUAUGGUCAUUGUGUGAAUUGUUCUAGUUCUGUUCACUUCCACCUGCAUCAAUUCAUUCAAGUGUUAUCAAAUGAAUUCAUCCCUAUGUAUCAUUUCUUAUAACACAAUAUACCACAGUUUGUAUAGCCUUUCA
Messenger RNA from Monodelphis domestica (gray short-tailed opossum), 1327 nucleotides. It is a transcript of the gene NDUFAF8, whose product is annotated as NADH:ubiquinone oxidoreductase complex assembly factor 8. Lineage: Eukaryota; Metazoa; Chordata; Mammalia; Didelphimorphia; Didelphidae. Gene Ontology annotation, cellular component: mitochondrion. Gene Ontology annotation, biological process: mitochondrial respiratory chain complex I assembly. The record is from RefSeq and is a predicted model, not a curated record.